CCAAGAAUUGCGACAGUUGUUUCUUCUUGACGGCUGGUGAUGACAUGUCAACAACAAACAUGGCAACCGGCAGCAACUACUGGGAAGAUUUGCGUAAACAGGCGAGACAGCUGGAGAACGAGCUGGAUCUGAAGCUGGUCUCCUUCAGUAAACUCUGCACCAGCUACAGCAGCAGCAGUCAUGACCAGCGGACAAGAGACAGCAGGUCUGAUUCUCUUGGUUCCUCUCAAGACAACAUGCUCAUAGCCAUGACCACUGAGCUGGAGCAGCUCUUGGCCAGUCUAACAGCAGUCAAUGACAAAAUGGCAGAAUAUACAAACACCCCUGGAGCUUCUUCGCAUAAUGCUGCAUUGAUGCACACCUUACAGAGACACAGAGACAUUUUACAGGACUACACUCACGUCCACAAAACCAAAAGCAACUUCUUGAGCCUGCGAGAGCGAGAAGAUCUACUGGGAUCAGUUCACAGAGACAUUGAGUCGUACAAGAGCGGCUCAGGGGUGAAUAACAGAAGAACUGAGCUCUUCCUGAAGGAGCACGAACAUCUAAGAAACUCAGAUAGUCUUAUCGACAACGCAAUAAGUAUCGCCAUGGCUACCAAAGAGAACAUCACAUUUCAGCGUGGGAUGCUGAAGUCCAUUCAGACCAGGGUCACAACUUUAGCCAAUCGUUUCCCUGCCAUCAACAGUCUCAUCCAGAAAAUCAAUUUGCGCAAGAGGCGGGACUCUUUAAUUCUAGGUGGGGUGAUUGGCAUCUGCACCAUUCUCCUGUUGCUCUACACUUUCCACUGACCCGACCUGGACAUCAAACAUAUUCCGUGUAGCUCGGACCAAAUGUUGCCAAGAUCUUUUUAUUCUUUCAUACAGUCUUUCUUCUAUUGUGAUUUACUCCCACUAAACAGUUAAAAGAAUCAGAUUUUACUCUAAAUAUCACAUCAAAAGGAGACUUACAGAUCUCAUAUUGGAGAGUUUAUUUAUUUUCUGAAUUAUGAUGAUGUUUCCAGCUGGGAGUUUGUACAUUGCUGCUUGUACUCUUUAACUAUAAAUGCACGAAGUAAUAUUCCCCUGCUGUUGACGUUUAUUAAAUAAAGGUGAUGAGCUCA
This is a messenger RNA of Acanthochromis polyacanthus (spiny chromis), 1102 nucleotides long. RefSeq names its product Golgi SNAP receptor complex member 1-like. The record is from RefSeq and is a predicted model, not a curated record. Gene Ontology annotation, biological process: vesicle fusion; endoplasmic reticulum to Golgi vesicle-mediated transport. Gene Ontology annotation, cellular component: Golgi medial cisterna; SNARE complex; Golgi membrane. NCBI's taxonomy places the organism in Eukaryota, Metazoa, Chordata, Actinopteri, Pomacentridae. Gene Ontology annotation, molecular function: SNAP receptor activity.